Molecule: messenger RNA, 1665 nt
Organism: Lynx canadensis (Canada lynx)
Lineage: Eukaryota; Metazoa; Chordata; Mammalia; Carnivora; Felidae
Gene: RAB40B
Product: RAB40B, member RAS oncogene family
Biological process (GO): intracellular signal transduction; protein localization to plasma membrane
Cellular component (GO): synaptic vesicle; endosome; plasma membrane
Molecular function (GO): GTPase activity; GTP binding
Source: RefSeq, a predicted model, not a curated record
UGGGCGCCGGCGCCGGCGGCGGCACGAUGAGCAGCACCCUGGGCAGCCCGGUCCGCGCCUACGACUUCCUGCUCAAGUUCUUGCUGGUGGGCGACAGCGACGUGGGCAAAGGCGAGAUCCUGGCGAGCCUGCAGGAUGGCGCGGCCGAGUCCCCGUACGGCCACCCGGCGGGCAUCGACUACAAGACCACCACCAUCCUGCUGGACGGGCGGCGGGUGAAGCUGCAACUCUGGGAUACAUCCGGACAGGGAAGAUUUUGUACCAUAUUCCGCUCCUACUCGCGGGGCGCACAGGGUGUGAUCCUGGUCUAUGACAUUGCAAACCGCUGGUCCUUUGAUGGCAUCGACCGGUGGAUUAAGGAGAUAGAUGAGCAUGCCCCUGGUGUCCCUAAAAUCCUGGUGGGAAACCGCCUGCAUCUGGCCUUCAAGCGGCAAGUCCCCACGGAGCAGGCCCAGGCCUACGCAGCGCGCCUGGGUGUCACCUUCUUCGAGGUCAGCCCUCUGUGCAACUUCAACAUCACCGAGUCCUUCACGGAGUUGGCCAGGACCGUGCUGCUGCGGCACGGGAUGGACCGACUCUGGAGGCCCAGCAAGGUGCUGACCCUGCAGGACCUCUGCUGCCGGGCUGUGGUGUCCUGCACACCCGUGCACCUGGUGGACAAGCUCCCGCUGCCGAUGGCCUUGAGGAGUCACCUCAAAUCCUUCUCGAUGGCCAGUGGCCUCAAUGCCAGGAUGAUGCACGGCCGCUCCUACUCUCUCACCACCAGCUCCACCCACAAGAGGAGCAGCCUCCGAAAAGUGAAGGCCACCGCCCCCCCCCAGAGCCCGCCCAAGCGCUGCCCCCGGAACAGCUGUAAAGUCUCCUGAGGGAGGCGCCGGGACACAGACACUGGCCCCUCUGGGAGAGGCUCUGAGCCGUCACAUGUGGGACGCGGGAGCCCGUUCCAGGCCCCGGAAAGCACCUGCCGGUCUCUCGUGGUGAUCGUGCCGCCCCGCGCAUUGAAAACACCCCGCACAGCUCGACGUUGGUGUUUCUACAUGGAUGUGCAUGAAGCUCUUGCUUUAGAUGUGUGUUUAUAAAGGGGGUCAGCACUCUGCUCAGCUCCUGAUAACGUGAGAUUUCAGACGUCACUUACGUCGUGGCUGCAGCACGGCCUUUGCUUAAUAGGACUGCUUUUAUAAGAACGGUGACGUGUGUCGUGAGUGCAAAUUCCAGGGACUCUGGAAAGCAACAGGGGAGAGAAAUUAGUCUUUGACCUCACAAGAGGGCCUGUUUGUAAGUCUCCUCGUCACAUCGGAGCGCGAGUUUAUGAAGUGCUGUGGAGAAUCAGAGUUGGCACGGCCACUCUGUCCGCCUCGGGUCUGACAUGGAUUUGAUAAAGUUUUUGCUAUGUUAUUUACCAUGUUUUGGGAUUAAUAAGUGAUUUAUAUGCAUAUUUUUCUGUAAAUCUACAUUUUUUUGUACAAGAUGUUCCACAAGUUACAAAGCUAAGGGAAGAAAAUGCCAAAGAUAUCUCCAGUUGUGCCAAACGGCCACAACAUAGUUACAACAGAUCCAGAUCGGCAAGGAAGAUAUCGUUCAGAGCCGUGUCGGUAAGGAAUGAAGUGGCCACCAUUAUUUAAGAAAACGUUUCCUGACAAUAAAAUGUACACUUGUUUCUUGGUA